AUGGCUGGAUCACAAGAAGACUACCGCGAGAAAAGACGGCGCCGGUCGCCUUCUGAAUCUGCACUUUCAGACAGAGACAAUGAUAGACGACGGCGUACGCGCGAAGGGCGCCGCGAUGACCAUCGAAGUUCUCGAAGAGACAGCUCCAGAAGACGGUCUUCCCGCAGUCCGCCGGGGAGAGAUGGCCACCAACUAGAUUAUAACCGUGAUCGUCGAGACCGCAGAGAAAGACGGGAAGAAUCAGAUGAUCGUCGCAGAAGACGAAGGUACCCAUCUCAAGAACGAGGUCACCGCCGUCACCUUGACCGAGACUCGUACGACGAUCGAGAGAGAUCUUCGCGAAAAUAUCGAAGCCGAUCGCGUUCUCACUCGCCAGCUGGACGCUCACGAAGCCCGGAGUCGCGGGCCCUUCCCCGAUCCAAGGCUCCCCUCCCUUCUCAGAACGACGCAUAUACAUCAUCAGAGGUUGCGCGGAGAGGGGAAUCAUCGGCACCGCCGCCGGAAAAGGAGAAACCCAAUUUUGGAAACACUGGUCGCUUAGCUGCUGAAACCAAUACUGUCAACGUCAACGGAGGUACGGUUGUUCUCAAGUACCAUGAGCCCCCGGAAGCGCGCAAGCCUCCUGCGAAAGAACCCUGGCGACUCUACGUGUUUAAAGGAGAAGAUUUACUCGAGGUAGUGGAGCUGGGAGAGCGCAGCUGCUGGUUGAUCGGAAGAGAGCGCCUUGUGGUUGAUUUCCCGCUGGAUCACCCUAGCUGCUCCAAGCAGCAUGCGGCCAUUCAAUUUCGAUUCGUCGAGAAGAGGAACGAAUUCGGAGAUCGAAUCGGAAAGGUCAAACCGUAUCUCAUCGACCUGGAGAGCGCCAAUGGCUCCCAUGUAAAUGGGGAUACGAUUCCAGCCGGGCGCUACCUUGAAUUGCGAGACAAGGACGUCCUCAAGUUUGGCUUGAGCUCGAGAGAAUAUGUUCUCAUGCUACCUCAGCCAGAUUGA
This is a messenger RNA of Aspergillus thermomutatus, 990 nucleotides long. Its product is annotated as putative FHA domain protein SNIP1. Gene Ontology annotation, molecular function: mRNA binding; protein binding. Gene Ontology annotation, biological process: maintenance of RNA location; mRNA splicing, via spliceosome. Lineage: Eukaryota; Fungi; Ascomycota; Eurotiomycetes; Eurotiales; Aspergillaceae. Gene Ontology annotation, cellular component: nucleus. The transcript has a single exon. The record is from RefSeq and is a predicted model, not a curated record. The coding region runs from base 1 to 990 and encodes 329 amino acids.